Peromyscus californicus insignis is the source of this 4283-nucleotide messenger RNA. It is a transcript of the gene Pofut4, whose product is annotated as fucosyltransferase 11. NCBI's taxonomy places the organism in Eukaryota, Metazoa, Chordata, Mammalia, Rodentia, Cricetidae. Gene Ontology annotation, molecular function: alpha-(1->3)-fucosyltransferase activity. The coding region runs from base 87 to 1661 and encodes 524 amino acids. The transcript has 3 exons. The record is from RefSeq and is a predicted model, not a curated record. Gene Ontology annotation, cellular component: Golgi membrane.
GUAAAGAAAUAAAAUAAGAUGUAACCAGUGUCCUUUUUAUUAUUUGCGACCUCUCCCAGCCCGCCUGCGGCUGAGAGGAGCCGCGCAUGCGCCGCGUGCCCCAGUGGCGUAGGACCUGGUCCGCUCUCCACUCGCUGCAGGGUGGGGUUUCUUCCUGUCCGAGUGGGUCGGCUGUGGACAUGGCUGCUCGCUGCACCGAAACGGUGCUGGCCGCUCUGGGGCUGCUCAGUGUAUGUGCGGCCAGCAGCUCCGGGGCCGGGACUUCGGGAAAGGCGGGUGGGGAGGCAGAAUGGGCGGAGCCGUGGGACGGCGCGGUUUUCCGGCCGCCAGCUGCGCUAGGCGCAGUGGGGGUGGCGCGCGGGCUAGAGUCCCUACCGCCGGGGAGCACGGAUACGGCGGACCUACCGGUGCUGCUGUGGUGGAGCCCAGGCCUGUUUCCACACUUCCCGGGAGACUCGGAGCGCAUAGAAUGCACUCGGGGCGCGUGCGUGGCGUCCCGGGACCGGCGGGCGCACGCCGACCCGCGGACGCGCGCACUGCUCUUCUAUGGCACGGACUUCCGUGCAGCCGACGCUCCUCUGCCGCGCCUGGCGCACCAGAGCUGGGCGCUCCUGCACGAGGAAUCGCCGCUCAACAACUUCCUGCUAAGCCACGGCCCCGGCAUCCGCCUCUUCAACCUCACAGCCACCUUCAGCCGCCACUCGGACUACCCACUGCCGCUGCAGUGGCUGCCCGGGGCCGCCUAUUUGCGCCGGCCUGCGCCUCCGCUCCGGGAACGCGCCGAGUGGCGUCGUCGCGGGUACGCGCCGUUGCUCUACUUGCAGUCCCACUGCGAUGUGCCCGCGGACCGGGACCGCUACGUACGCGAGCUCAUGCGCUACAUCCCGGUGGAUUCCUAUGGCAAGUGCCUUCAGAACCGAGAGCUGCCCACCGUGCGGUUACAGGACACAGCCACGGCUACCACCGAGGAUCCAGAACUCUUGACCUUUCUGUCUCGCUAUAAGUUCCACUUGGCCCUGGAAAAUGCCAUCUGCAAUGAUUACAUGACAGAAAAACUGUGGCGCCCCAUGCAUCUGGGUGCUGUGCCUGUGUAUCGUGGCUCACCCUCUGUGAGGGACUGGAUGCCCAAUAACCACUCCAUCAUCCUAAUUGAUGACUUUGAGUCCCCUCAAAAGCUGGCUGAGUUUAUUGACUUUCUGGACAAGAAUGAUGAAGAGUAUAUGAAAUACCUGGCGUACAAGCAACCAGGAGGCAUCACUAACCAGUUUCUUCUGGAUAGCCUGGAGCACAGGGAGUGGGGAGUGAAUGACCCCAUGCUGCCUAACUACCUCAAUGGCUUUGAGUGUUUUGUCUGUGACCAUGAACUGGCUCGGCUAGAAGCCGAGAAAGCACAUGCAUCCUCUCCUGGGGACAUUCCUGUCCCCGAGCCUCAUAUUGCCCAGCCCUCACACAUGAACUGUCCAAUGCCUACCCCUGGCUUUGGCAAAGUGGAAGAGAUUCCUGAGAAUGACAGCUGGAAGGAAAUGUGGCUACAAGACUAUUGGCAAGGUCUCUAUCAGGGGGAAGCACUCACUGCCAUGAUCCACAACAACGAAACACAGCAGAGCAAGUUUUGGGAUUAUGUACAUCAGAUCUUCAUGAGAAGGAAUAAAAAUCUCUAACUGCCCUUGCGAGAGCCUUUAGCUUGGAAGACAUAUGGAAACUGUUUUACCGUGACACCUAAGGCACAUCCACUGCAACCCUGAGGGAAUAUUGUCUACCUUGAUGUAUUCAUUGAUUCUCCGGCCCUGUACUGGGGAUGGAACCUGAGGUUUUGAGAAUGCUAGGCAAGUACCCUUAGCCCUCUCCACUGUACCUGAAUGCUAUGGAGCCAGUGUCUCAGCCUAUGGUAAUAGAGCUUCUCCUUAAGGAGAGGCAGAAUCCAGAAGCAUCCAUGUGACUCAAGGAUGUCUGUAGCCAUUUCAUCAUUUCAAACGUGGACAGGAUGGGUCAGGCUAUGAUCUAAAACGUCUGUCCUUUAGUACCUUUUUCAGUAGUGUCUGUUCCUCAUCUUGCUUUUCUUAUCAGCUGUUACACUGGUGGAGAAGCAAAAAGGGGGUGGGGGUGGGGUAGGGGCUAUUCUUUUUUCUGCUUUUUUUUUCCUUUUGAGAUAGGUCUCACUACGUGGCCCACGCUAGCUGCCAACUCCUGGGCCUAAGUGACAAUGCCAGCCUCAGCCUCUAAAUAGCUGGGGCUGUAGGUAUACAACACUAUGCCCAGCUCUUCAAGUUACUUUAAGAAAUAUUUACACUGUCUUUAGAAUCAAUUUUUUUUUUUUUAAUUUUAAGUGGCUCUUUCUUUCUGGCUUUAGGCUAUUUCCCAUAAACAUUGGGAAGACUGACGAACAUUUCCAUCAUUCUUACUGCUUGGUUUUCUUGUUUAGAGAAUAUUUGGAAUUCCUUCUCUCAUGAACAGAUUAAGUAGCUGUUCUAAUAAGACACUAAUGUCAGUUCAAUAUAUUGCCCUGUCAGAGGGCUGGAAAGACCCAUUCAAUCCAUUACUCACAUUCUUCCAGAUAACUUUAUGGUGCUGAGUCUCUGUUUUUUGUGGUUCUGGGGAAGCAAGCACUCUACCAACUGAGUUAUAGCUGCAACCCUAGUACUGAGAUUUUUUUCUUUUAUGAAGCCAUCCCAAGGCCCCCAAUACAAAGAGAUUGAAGAAGGCAAGGGAUUUAAGCCACCAUAUGUGGCUAGCUAAAUAAAAACUUUAGAUUUGGGGCUGGAGAGCACUGGCUGCUCUUCCAGAGGGCCCAACUUUGAUUCCUAACACACACAUAGCAGCUCACAACUGUCUGUAACUUCAGUUACAGGGGAAUUCAAUCCCUCUUCUGGUCUCUAUGGGCACCAGGCACGAAUAUGCUACACAGACAUUCAUGCAGGUAAAACACCCAUAUAUAUCCACAGCACCAAAAACUUUAGAUUUGGAGAUGCAGACCAACUGUCUCCUGCUGUAGCUUGACCAGGAGACAGAUGUUUUCUGGAAUAAUAAGAAAGAAUGCCUUGGACCUUAGAGCUAUGCUUAUUGUGUUAGUUAGUGAAUUAUCACUAAAGAAAUCUUAUGACUUAUUGGUAUCUGAUUGUAAACUAUAGAUAUCUGAAUCCACGUCUAUCCUGAUAGAUACAUACGCAUGUCAGAUGCUUCAGCAACCAGGCUGCAUAAUUAAUAUUGUGAUAUCUAAGGCUGUGACCAAGAAAAGCUUUAGCACAGGUUGGAAUUACAUUUCUAAAGUUUUUUUCUUCAUGGUGUGUGUUGCUGAGAUGGAUUCCAAGUCCCUAUGCAUGCUAAGCAUGUGCCCUGGCUCUAUCUCUGAGUUAUAUUCCCAGACCUUUAUUUUAUUUAGUUAAAAAUGCCUUCAUAGUAGCAUGAAAAUUACUUAACCCAUUUGGUCUCUUACAGAGAACAAGAGAGAAAGGCUACAAUAGCCAGCCUCUGUCUCAAACAACAACAACAAAACUUUUAUAGUAUAGAUGGGCAUGGUUGCACACACUUUAGUUUCAGUAUUCCAGUAUUUUGGGAGGCAGAAGCAAGUGGAUCUCUGUGAGUUUGAGAGUAGGUCUAUUUAGUGUUCCAGGCCAGUCACAGCGAUAUAGUGAGACCCUAUCUCAAUAGGUGGAUGGACGGACGUACGGAUAGAUGGACGGAUGGAUAGAUGGAUGGAUGGAUGGAUGGAUGAUAGAUGCUGAUUCCUACAGCAAAGUAACUAUUAUACAAGUGCAAAUCUAGAUUAGAACUUCAGAUGUCCUAUGAGCAACAAGAAAGGUAAGUGAUGGUUAUGCAAAAUGCCGGCUCCUGUCCAUGCUACCACUCACAUGAACACUCCUUCUGUGCACAAAGUGAGCCAGUUGUUCAGAAAUGGUUGUUGCUGGACAACCAGACUCGCUUUUUGCUUGGUGCUUCCCAGCCUCUUUAUCCCUACCAUUAUGUAGAUAAUCAUAAAAGACCAGGGCAAAUCAGGUGCUACAUUUCCAAAUGGGAAGAACUGUGAAUAACCACAUAGUACUUACCAAGGAAAAAGCUUUACUUUCCAUGUGGAGAAAGCAAUUUUUUUUUUCUGGCUUGGGGCUCAGCUACACUAUCUACAGCAUCAGCUAUUUGCUGCAGGUAUUGGGCACUAGUGGUAGAAGUUUCCGAUAGGAGAAUGUGAGGUAGAACAUAAGGCUGAUGGUGAGGGUUACUAUCAUUUAUUAUCCUCUCAGGUUUCAUCUUAUACAAUAAACUGCUUUCUACAUAGUGUCUUUACCCGA